AUGUCUGCCCGUACUGAGUCCCGCCAACAACCCGGUUUUGCUUGCGAAGAAUGCCGCAAGAAAAAGCUGCGAUGUGACAGGCAGAGGCCACAGUGCGGGGCAUGCACCAACGCCGGUGUCAUUUGCCAGGUGAACGAUCGCCGUCUGCCUCGGCCUCGAAAGACAGGGACAGUCGAAGCCCUCAGAGGGCGUAUUAAGGAGCUCGAGUCUCAUCUUGCGACUCUACAAUCUUCUCCCAGCACCGCUGUUGCAGGCCAUGAUCCAUUGCUUGACCUUGAGGAUCUUGAAUGUAUAGCCCCGAUAAUCAUUUCGAACUCCCAAAAGUCGCCAGCAGACAAUUAUGCAGGGACCGCUGAUGUGGAGAUCACUGACCUUAUGAAGGCUGACUUGACACAAAUAUAUUUCGAGCGAGCGCACCCGGUAGCACCUAUGCUCAACCAGAGCCGUUUUAUGAAGCUGGCCCAGAAACCUCAGAGCCAUGAGCGUCAAUGUCUCCAAUACGCCAUGUGGACGCUAUCAAUCACGUUUUCCAGUCAAUUCGGAAACAUCAGGGACAGUAUGUACUCUAAAACACGUGCAAUGCUCGAGGAUCUCAACUGCAAUGGCUCGAAUAUGACAACCUGUCACGUCGAGGAAAUCCAAGCGCGCAUUCUCCUGACGCUUUACGAGCUGUCCAAAUGCACCUAUCGACAGGCAUGGUUGAGCAGUGGACAUGUCUUUCGCCUAGUCCAGCUAGCACGGUUUUACGAAUUAGACAAGGAGCAAUCAAAAAAGGGAAAGAGAAGCUCUGCUGAAGCUAUGCAACACGAAGAGAAGCGGCGCACAUUUUGGGUUGCCUUUUGUCUGGACCGCUUCCUCAGUAUUGGCAAUAACACGCCCGUGACGUUUACCGAACAAAGGAUCCUUACCCGCCUCCCCUGCUCCGAUUACGAGUUCAGUAAUGGGUCUUUGACCGAGUGGCCUUUCCUCUUCGAGGUGAUGGCCACUGGAAACGCGCGGGGGUUUGCUCCGCUGGCCGAUUGCAGCAUCCUAAUGACUAUUUGUGAGCGGGCCCUUGACUGCAAAAACGAUGCAUCCAGUGAAGCCUCUUAUGACGACUUGCCUAUGGAGUUGAAGUUUCAAAACGACUGGCUCAACUCGUUGCUCACCACACGUCUCAAUAGCAUUGAGCUUCACUACCGCGCAGCACCCCGAGCAGGCGAUCCCAUGACCAUAUUCAUACACUUGAUGGCGCGCACAGCAAAUAUGCAUGUAUCUCAAGCCAUGGGUGAUUCACUAUCUCUUGAGACUACGGACUCUUCUAUGUCUUCUUUUCCAUCCUGGAACAUGCAGGACAGAAGCGUGUGGGCUGCACAGGAGAUCCCCCGCCUCGCACAGGAGCUUGAGCAUCUUGGACACUUUCGGGCUCAUACUUUCACAGCUCUCCCAAUCUAUCUGAGCGCAAUCAGGCUUGGCCGCUAUGUAGGACGACAGAAGGUUUUGGAGCUUUCUCCAUUGCAGACAGCGACUUUACACGAGGUAGAGUCCUCUUUGCGAGCCUGCUUAGAAGCGUUGAGAAAGCUGCAGGCAAUGAAUAUGUUGGCAGCCUACUACCUGCAGCUCUUUCAAAUGGAGAACUCGGGACUUUGUGAUUAA
This is a messenger RNA of Cryphonectria parasitica EP155, 1635 nucleotides long. RefSeq lists its product as uncharacterized. Lineage: Eukaryota; Fungi; Ascomycota; Sordariomycetes; Diaporthales; Cryphonectriaceae. Gene Ontology annotation, biological process: regulation of DNA-templated transcription; DNA-templated transcription. Gene Ontology annotation, cellular component: nucleus. The record is from RefSeq and is a predicted model, not a curated record. Gene Ontology annotation, molecular function: zinc ion binding; DNA binding; DNA-binding transcription factor activity, RNA polymerase II-specific. The coding region runs from base 1 to 1635 and encodes 544 amino acids. The transcript is spliced from 5 exons.